AUGGGCCUAAUCGUCCACAUCCUAGCGCCAACUGGCCGAGCAGCCCUCCAGGUCAGCGGUGUGUCGACGUGGUCCUACAUGGGGUGGACGCCCGAUCACCACAAGCUUCCGAUAGGGAAGCUGAUAACUUCAGCGUUCCGCAAGCACAUCCGGCGACGUCUCAAGAGCACCGACGUGCUCAUUAUCGACGAGAUAAGUAUGGUCGAGAACCAUCACCUGGAGCGUAUGAACAUCUGUAUGAAAGAGGCCAGGCGAUGGAGGCAGGACACUCCGGCACCGUUUGGCGGAGCACAGGUCGUCGUGACAGGCGACUUCUGCCAACUGCCUCCAGUGAAGCCCUUCCAACGUUGCAUCGUCUGCGGACAGGAGAUGGAGGCGGACGAUUACGAAGCCGAGUUCAACUGCCGUCAGAAUCAUGGGCCAUUCAAGGAGAACGAGAAAUGGGCGUUCAUGAGCAAGGCGUGGGAAGAAUGUAAAUUUGCACAUGUGGACUUGAAACAGAUCCAUCGACAGAACGACGAACAUUUUCUUAAGAUGCUGCAAAAAUGCCGACUUGGGAUCCCAUUCUCGCGCGAUGAGACGGAAACCUUGAAUAAAUCAUCCGUGCAAUGUUACCAAUGCCACGCGACUCUUCUCGACAAGGAUUGA
Molecule: messenger RNA, 648 nt
Organism: Metarhizium robertsii ARSEF 23
Lineage: Eukaryota; Fungi; Ascomycota; Sordariomycetes; Hypocreales; Clavicipitaceae
Product: aaa ATPase
Exons: 1
Coding region: 1-648 (215 amino acids)
Biological process (GO): DNA repair; telomere maintenance
Molecular function (GO): DNA helicase activity
Source: RefSeq, a predicted model, not a curated record